UGUCCGCUGCUGAACUGACAGAUAUACCAUUACUUAACUGAUGUAUGCAUUUUUUUUUAUAUGAUGCAAUUUACAGUUUUGCCUGUUUAUUCAGCUGGAUACUAGACUAGAAUUUAACUCAAAUACCUCAAGGGCAGAACAUCUGUACCCCACCCCUGUCACUAACUUAUCUGGAGCCAAAAGUCUUCAUGGUCGUAGAAAACCUUGAAAAGAAUUGUUCUCCACGUAGAUAAAUAACUUUUAACAAGCAUAAGCUUGGGUUGUUUUAAUGAAUUCUUUAUGUGAUGUGUGGUGUUGUGUUCUCCAUUGAUCUCCUUACUUCUCUUUCAUGUAGUAACUGCAUCUUGAGGUCAAGCCUGAAAACGCAGGAUUUUUUUUUGGUGGCGAAGGGGGGGGGGGGGGUGAUGUUAGGGGUCAUGCCCCUCCUCUCACCAACAAUCACUUAUUAGUGAUAUAAAGCAGAGUUUUCUCCAGGUAGCGGGGGAUUGUGUGGUCAUGAGCGAUGACUGAAGACUUUGAGGUGUAAUGAAAGUUCGCAAUUCCAUCUCCCAGAUUUUCUGCGUCUGCUUGUCCUCUCUUAGAGGCGAAAUGGCAGUUUUAGGUGUUUUGCUUUCCAAGUCUGUUAAUUUUGGUGCUCUUUAAUGAAGUCCCUCGUUCCACCAUCUAAAUCCCCAUGUCACAAGGCUCUGUUCAAUGUCCCAGCGGAAGCAAAUGUUUUAUAAGCGCAAUAUGCAGAAACAAUUGCCUUCAUUACUAGAGUCACAGCAUGUAGCUUCUUAGCACGUUGAGCACCAAAUGCAUUGACUCUAAAUACUGGCAGCACAGGUUCAGGGAACAGGACAGAAGGCGGCUGGGACGGACCAGGGACGGAUUACGGACCGGGCCAGCGGGGCCGCUGCCCAGGGGCCCUUGGGGUGCAGGGGGCGCGUGGGGCCCCUAGCCCAAAACAAUUUGCAACGCUUAUCAACAAUGUAUUUUUGUUUGUCUAUUUUAGAGGGCCUACAUUCUUUGAUCCUCUGCCUACAAGGGCCCCUGACCCUAUAGGGAGGGCGUUUGGCUGCCAAGGGCCCUUGAAUUGUGGUGGUUGUGGUGGUGGUGCUAGUGGGGGGCGCCCUCGCGAACGUUUUGCCCAGGGGCCCAUACAACCCAUAAUCCGUCCCUGGGAUGGUCGGCCAGUCGUUUCACGGCUCAUUCUCGCUGGCACAGGGCAGCUUAAAGAUAACUGUCCACUUCUUUGGAAACUGGAGAGACAUGUAGACGAUGGGAGGAAAUGCAAACUCCACACACAAAGCCAGGCGUGAGAUUAAAAUACUCAGCAUUGGAGGUGUGAAGACACAUUGCUGCCCCAGUCAUCAUCAUACAUCCUUCCAUCUUCUAUCCGCUCAGUCGUGUUAUGGCCGCAGGGGGUCUGGAGCUCACCCCAGGUAGCACGGAGAACACAGUGAGGAUAAACUCUGGGCAGCAGGCAUGUGCAUAGGGGGUGGCUGGGGGGCCCUGAGCACCUGCCCGUAUCGCCAAAACUAUUUAAUGUGAGAGGCCCCUUUUUAAACUUGAAGCACCUGUCUCUCAAAUAGUCUGUGCGCAGUCCUGCUGGACAGGAUGCCAGUCUCAAUAAUGUAACUGGGAAACUCUUUUGGGGAUGAUGGUUUGUUGGUAAUUAAACACACUUUUUUUUGUUAAAUUUUGUUUAAAAAAAAAAAUAAUAAAAAUUGAGUCACUUCAGGUUUUUGUGUGAGUGGGGUUCAGUAACCUUUGCAUGUAUCUUUACCCAAAGAGCCACCUACUGGGAUCUGGCUUUGAGGGAAACAAACCACUGGAUUUCAGCCAAUGACACGAUCAGGUUGUGCUUAUUGUGUGAUUACUGACUGUGUACCUCAAAAGGUUCCCCAGUAUUCUCAGUGUAUUGACUAAGGAUCUACUAUAGUGAAUUUGCAAUGCUGACGCAUUGUGAGUUUUUCUGUUGUACUCAUAUCAUCAUUCAUUGGCAGCGUGUUUUAAAAAAAGCACUUUGCAAGUGGCCUAACGGUUAGGGAAGUGUGUUUGUGGUUGGAAGGUUGCUGGUUAAAAUCAGCAGCUCUGCAAAUUACUGCCCCCAAGCACUGCUCCCUGCGUGCUAAUAAGUAGCUGUCCACUGUUAUGUCAUGUAUGGGUUAAAUGCAGAGGACACAUUUUACUGUGGUGUUUCAACAAUGUUAGCUUUUCACUUUUGGAAGAAUGAAACAAUGGAGUUAUGGUCUCAAAGGAAGUCAAGAGUGUAAUACAAUUUCUGUUACUGAGCAUCAUUUGCGUCUCUACAGCUAAAAACAAGUAUCGUAAAACACUGAUGGUGCCGGUGAAGGUGGCAAUUACAGGGCAUUUAGUUAGUGCAAACACAUGGUCUGCUUGAGUAGCUGCUAUUAUUAGAUAGGCACUAUCCUGUGAUCAAGAAGUAGUAAUGUUAAGGAAAACACCCUACGCAGGGGCACGGGGCAUGGCGUAAUGCGGUUUUAAGAUGCUUUCUUGAAAUAGUCGCGUAAACAGAAAACUUUCACAUCAACGAUCAGCAGUGUCCAUGGCCGCGACUCCGUCGUCACAGUGACGGCACCAGCCUGAUGCUCUUACGCAGCCCCCCGUGCUCAGAUUGCGUAGUGGAGAGCCGGGGUACGGCGCUGGGUGCACGGAGACGGGGAUGCUCCAGUAAACAUCUCAAGGAGUACGAUCACUAAAGGGGAUUUAAUGUUGUAGUAACUGAAGAAAGGAGGGAACUCUUCACGCAACCUGACAAAAGAGAAGCGCACAAUGAAUGACGUUAAACUGGCAGUCCUGGGAAGCGAAAGGGUCGGGAAAUCUGCGCUCAUCGUACGAUUUCUUACAAAGCGCUUUAUUGGCGAAUAUGCAUCAUCAACAGAGUGCAUAUAUAGGAAGCGCUUGUCAAUUGAUGGACGGCAGCUGAAUCUUGAACUGUAUGAUCCAUGUUCACAGGCUUGUGAAGGAAAAUCUAACCUGAACGAGCAGAUGCACUGGGCCGAUGGCUUUGUGGUGGUCUAUGACAUCAGCGACAAGUCUUCGUUCCUCGCGGCGAAGGCCGCCCUCCAUCUCAUCCGGGAGCAACAUCUCGGGGUGGCCAAGAGGGAUGGAGACUCGGUGGUGUUUUUGGUGGGCAACAAGCAGGACCUGUGCCACAUGAGGGAGGUGGACCGCGAGGAGGGCCAGCGGCUGGCAGCUGAGGCCAGAUGCCACUUCUACGAGCUCUCUGCUGCAGAGCACUACCAGGAGGUGGCGCUCAUGUUCUCCAAGAUGGUGCGCAAUAUCAGCCUUAGCGGCAAGACCAAAGAUCGGCGUCGGCCUAGUGGCUCCAAGUCCAUGGCUAAGCUGAUCAACAACGUCUUUGGAAAGCGGCGGAAGUCGGUGUAGGAGGUUUCAUGUGAUGCUUAGUGAUGGACGCACAAGAGCCUCGUGAUCAUAACUGCAGCCGAGUUGUUUCUUUAUUGUUUUUGGAGCAAAUUUUGUCUUGUGAACCAUAAUCCUUCAAACAAUCAUACUGUAGCCGUAAUAUGUACAUUAUGUAAGGUAUCAAAAGUAACCUUUUGUUAAAGUGCUAUACAAAACAUUUACGUUUACAAUAGUAAAUGUAAACAGUAUUACAGUAUUUAUUUUCUUUGCUCUGACAUGUAGUCUUUCCCAAUUUAUACAUAAAUUUAGUUUCUUAAUCAUUAUACUGCUUGUUGCUAAAGAUUCUUUAAGCUUAAUGGACGUUAGAGUAAGGAUGGAACAGUUCUUGUAAAAAAAAAAAAAUGUGGUUUAACUGCUUUCCUGAUGUUAUGUUGUGCAUCAGGAAAUGUGGAUGAGUGUCAGAGUGCAACUCAUAUCUGUCAUUUGUAACAAUUCAUCUUAUCAUCUUAUCAAACAACUGUUCAUUUGAUCAUAUUGCCAUCUGUAUUAUCAAAAUAUGUAUUGUUCACUAUACAUAAAAGCAAAACAAUGAAAAUAUGAAUUUCUGAGAAAUACUCCUUUUGUAAAUAAAGUUACCAUAAA
Messenger RNA from Brienomyrus brachyistius, 4014 nucleotides. It is a transcript of the gene rergla, whose product is annotated as RERG/RAS-like a. NCBI's taxonomy places the organism in Eukaryota, Metazoa, Chordata, Actinopteri, Osteoglossiformes, Mormyridae. The coding region runs from base 2779 to 3393 and encodes 204 amino acids. The transcript has 5 exons. Gene Ontology annotation, molecular function: GTP binding; GTPase activity. The record is from RefSeq and is a predicted model, not a curated record.